Messenger RNA from Capsaspora owczarzaki ATCC 30864, 1289 nucleotides. RefSeq names its product ribonucleotide reductase m2 polypeptide. The coding region runs from base 44 to 1102 and encodes 352 amino acids. Lineage: Eukaryota; Filasterea; Ministeriida; Capsasporidae. The transcript is spliced from 5 exons. The record is from RefSeq and is a predicted model, not a curated record. Gene Ontology annotation, biological process: deoxyribonucleotide biosynthetic process. Gene Ontology annotation, molecular function: oxidoreductase activity.
CUCUUUUUUUUUUUGAACCCUACCACCACCGCCCACAACAACAAUGACCACCAACGGCCACUCAUCCACAACCGAGAGCAUCCUCGCCCGCACUGCCGAGGAAGCGCUGGUCAACGGCCUCAGCAAGCUCGAGCUCGACGAGCCCUUGCUCAAGCCAAACCCACAUCGCUUUGUGCUCUUCCCGAUCCAGUACCACGACGUCUGGAAGAUGUACAAGAAGGCUGAGGCGUCCUUCUGGACUGCAGAAGAGGUCGAUCUCUCCAAGGACUUGAAUGACUGGGACAAGCUCAAGAGCGAGGAGCGCCACUUCAUCUCGCACGUCCUCGCCUUCUUUGCUGCGUCGGACGGCAUCGUCAACGAGAACCUCCUCUUGCGCUUCAGCACUGAGGUCCAGAUCCCCGAGGUCCGCUCGUUCUACUGCUUCCAGAUUGCCAUCGAGAACAUUCACUCGGAAAUGUACAGUCUGCUCAUUGACAUGUACAUUAAGGAUUCCGCCGAGCGCGAAAAGCUCUUUAACGCGAUCGAGACUUUGCCGUGCGUUGCCAAGAAGGCACAGUGGGCGCUCCGAUGGAUUUCCGACCGUCGCUCGACCUUUGCCCACCGCUUGAUUGCCUUCGCCGCCGUCGAGGGCAUCUUCUUCUCUGGCUCCUUUGCUGCGAUCUUCUGGCUCAAGAAGCGCGGACUCAUGCCCGGCCUCACCUUCUCGAACGAGCUCAUUUCUCGCGAUGAGGGUCUGCAUUGCGACUUUGCUUGCAUGCUCUUUGGCCUGCUCAACAACCGACCAUCCAACGCGGACGUCCUCGCCAUCAUCAAGGACGCUGUUGCGAUUGAACAAGAAUUCCUGACCGACGCCCUGCCCGUUGCGCUGAUUGGCAUGAACGGUGGACUCAUGAAGACAUACAUUGAGUUUGUGGCCGACCGAUUGCUCGUCGCCCUUGGCCAGGAGAAGCACUACAAGGUGGAAAAUCCCUUCGACUUUAUGGACUUGAUUUCGCUGCAAGGCAAGACCAAUUUCUUUGAGCGUCGCGUCGGCGAGUACCAGAAGCCCGGUGUCAUGUCCACCAAGGACGAGCACCGUUUCACCCUUGACGCCGAUUUCUAAAAGCGACGCGCAGUCCCGUGUGACCGCCUCCCUUGCUGCCCGCCCCCCCCCUGCAUGGAUCUUGCUUGGUGCCUCUGUUGAUGCUGUUGUAGUAGUUUCCUUUGUCUUUUCUGCUUGUACUUUUUUUUGUGUGUAUUUUCGCUGAAUCCUUUUUGUUGUGUGCAUGAAUAAUAAACCAAAUCUCCCA